Messenger RNA from Adineta steineri, 1221 nucleotides. NCBI's taxonomy places the organism in Eukaryota, Metazoa, Rotifera, Eurotatoria, Adinetida, Adinetidae. The record is from the annotation of a GenBank genome assembly.
AUGUCUAUACAAAAAAAUAUAUUUUCUGAUAGAUCUUAUCUCAAACAAAUAAAUAAAAAUUUCGAUCAUUUAAUUAAAUUAAUUCAAACUACUUAUAAACCAUUAUCACUAUCUUAUGAUGUAAAAUUAUUUGAAAUAAAUAUAGUAUCAUUUGAAUUUUUACAAGAAUUUAAUGGAUCAAAUCAAAAUCAACAAAUUCAAUUAUUAGCAAAUAUAAAUAAUUUACAUCAAUUAUGGCAGUUUUUAUCAUUAAAUCCAACAUCUUAUGAUUGUUUGACUUUUAUUGACGAACUUUAUCAACUUACAUUAACUUUUUCUUCAGUUAAGCAACAUUUAGCAUUACAUUCAGAAGAUUUUCUCUUAACAUUAGGUAUUUCAUAUGAUGAUAAUAUAAGAUUUGGUUGUUUUAAAAUAUUAGCUUUGUUGAUUAAUGAUGCACAACCAGAUAGUAAACAAACUAUUGCACGUUUUAAUCGAAUAUUCUAUGAUUGUCUUUAUGAUUUUAAUAUUUAUUAUGAAGAAAUAAAAUGUUUUACAAUUGAAUCACGAAUUAUUGAUUUAACAAAAGAUGAUAUCAAUCAUUUAAUCAAUGGAGAAAAUAUUCGCGUAGAUUUAGAAAAAGAAAUAAACCAAACAAUUGAAGAAUUAGGUGGAUAUGUCUUCUUUAAAAUGCAUAGAAGUCCAAAAGAUGCCUAUGAAAAUCUUAGUAAAGAAAUUAAUAAUGAAUGGAUUCGUAUUUGGAAUUUAACAGAAGAUGAAGAUCCUUAUUUGAAUUUUAUGAAAAUUCAAAAUGUUAAUCAAUUAAAAUUACUUUUUAAAAAUAGUGAUCGUCUUCGACAAGAUUUAAAUGAACUAUCUUCAAAUGAAAAAUUAAUUUUACGAAAAUGGAUUUCAAAUAUAUCAAAUGAAUAUCGAUGUUUUAUAUGUAAUGGAAAAUUAAAUGCUAUUUCAACUUAUGGAUCACAACAAAAUUCAAUAGAGAAUGAAAAACGAAUGAAAGAUUUCAUCAACUCAAAAAGUUUUCAAGAUAUUAUUUUAACAAUUCCAUAUAGCCAUGGAGUUGUUGAUUGCGCAAUUGAUUGGAUUAAUUAUAAUGUAAUUAUCAUAGAAAUAAAUCCAUUUAGUAAACGAUCAUCAGCAGCUAAAUUUUCAUGGAUAAUUGAUAGAGAUAUUCUCUAUUAUUAUUUUGAUAAUUAUGGAUGUGUUAAUAUUAAAUUCUAG